Molecule: messenger RNA, 2803 nt
Organism: Magallana angulata
Lineage: Eukaryota; Metazoa; Mollusca; Bivalvia; Ostreida; Ostreidae
Product: RNA cytosine-C(5)-methyltransferase NSUN2-like
Exons: 21
Coding region: 97-2370 (757 amino acids)
Biological process (GO): tRNA methylation
Cellular component (GO): cytoplasm; nucleus
Molecular function (GO): tRNA (cytidine-N5)-methyltransferase activity; tRNA binding
Source: RefSeq, a predicted model, not a curated record
CCAACCCAUGUGGAUUGAUGUAAUCCAUGCAUUGCUUACUAAGAAAAAUUAUUUUAACAAACAUAUUGCCUCUCGAAAAGUCUUUCUGUUAAGAUAAUGGGUAGGAGGCGACCGAGGCCAAAUAAAAACAGGAGAGAUGAGAAAGGAUACAAAGCCCAUGUGAAAGAGAAUAAGUUGUUUGAGAAAUAUUACAAAGAACUUGGUUUUGUACCAGAAGAGGAAUGGGAUGCCUUUAUGAAUGCUUUGAGGGAACCUCUUCCCAUAACAUUCAGGAUCACAAGCUUUGGUGGAGAAACAGAAGAGCUUAAGAAAUUAGUGAAGACGGAAUAUAUUGGCAAACUUUUAGAAGAGAAGUCAGAGAGCGAUAAACCAAAAGUGAUCUGUUUGCCUUGGUAUCCUGAUGAACUAGGAUGGCAAUUAAACUCUUCCAGACAAGAAGUUCGUAAAGAUGCAAGAUUUGAAAAAUUGAAGACUUUUCUUCUUCAAGAAACAGAGAGUGGCAGUAUCAGCAGACAGGAAGCGGUUUCUAUGAUUCCACCAAUGUUAAUGGCUGUCAAGUCACACCACAAGGUGUUGGACAUGUGUGCUGCUCCUGGCUCCAAAACUGCCCAGCUGAUUGAAUACCUUCACAACACACCUGACAACCAGAUACCAGAAGGGUAUGUUGUUGCAAAUGAUGUUGAUAACAAAAGAUGUUACUUGAUGACUCACCAGGUCAAGAGGUUAAACAGUCCUUGCUGUGCCAUCAUUAACCAUGAUGCCUCCUAUCUUCCCAAUCUCAGAUAUGGGGAUGGGCCGCGUGAGUUUGUGAAGUAUGACCGCAUCCUGUGUGAUGUACCAUGCAGUGGGGAUGGCACUCUCAGAAAAAACCAGGACAUCUGGUCAAAGUGGACCCCGAACCAAGGCAUCAAUUUACAUGGUAUUCAGGCCAAGAUCCUGAAGCGAGGUCUGGACCUGUUGGAGGUUGGAGGGCGCCUCGUGUAUUCGACGUGUUCCCUGAAUCCCGUGGAGGACGAGGCGGUGAUAGCCGGCAUGCUACAGAAGUGUGAAGGUACUGUGGAACUGGUGGAUGUGAGCGAGGAAAUCAAGAAUCUCAAGUACACCCCAGGCCUCUCUUACUGGAAGCUGAUGACAAAGGAUGGAAGUCAGUUUUUUGAUAGCUACGAGUCUGUCACAAACUACACACACUUCCAGCCCUCCAUGUUUGCUCCCAGCAAGGAGGAGAGCGAAAAGUUAAACCUUCACAGAUGCAUGAGAGUGCUACCACACCAACAGGACACAGGGGGAUUCUUUAUCGCCGUCCUGGUGAAGAAGGCAACAGUGCCAUGGCAACAGAAAAAAGAAGCCAAACUUUCAGAACAAAAGGAUAAAAGUGAAGCCAAUGGAGGGGAAGUAAAAGACAACAAAAUGGAGGAUGGUAACAACACAACGGAGCAGACGGCUAAGGAAGAUGAUGGAACCAAGAAAAGGCCAGCCGAGGAGGACGAGGACUUGAACCCCAAGCCAUCAAAGCAAGUGACCAGAAGAUUGCAUGGCUAUAAAGAAGAUCCUUAUAUCUUUAUGGAUGAAAAAGACCCCAUGUGGGAACCUAUCAGGAAUUUUUAUGGAAUUCCUGAGGACUUCCCACAGAAUCAGAUCAUGUACAGAGCAGAGAAUGGACAAAGAAGGACGCUCUAUUUUGUGUCCUCAGCCAUCAGGGAUCUAGUCCGCAGAAACAAUGACAGAUUCAAAUUCAUCAACCUGGGCGUCAAGAUAUUUGGGCGGAGUAAGUCUCCACUGGUACCAGACUGUGAUUACAGAAUUGCUCAAGAGGGUUUAGUGACGAUGAAGAGUAUGCUACAGAAGAGGGCUUUAGUUCUGUCCAGGGAGGACUUUAUCCUGGCCUUGACCAAAGAGAACCCACUGUUUAAAGAAUUCUCAGCUGAUGGCAUCUCCAAGUUCCAAGGCAUUGAUACAGGAAGUAUAGCUCUUCUUUAUAAAGGAUCAGCGAGUGGGAGUCGGCCGGCCUGUGACCUGGUGAUCUGUGGGUGGAGGGGGAAGACCUCACUCAGGGCCUUUAUCAACCACGGACUCAGAUUCCACUACCUCAGGCUCUUCAGUGAAAAACUGGCAGAAGAACUGGCAAUCCAGAUGGAGGAACGGAAACAACAGAAGAAAGAUAAGGAAAAAACAACAGAAGAGGAGGGAAAUGUAGAACUGGAUCCAGAAGAAAACACAGGGGUGGAUCAAACAGAUGUUGACUCUGAAAUGACGAGGGGUGAAAGGAUGGAGGAGGAUGAUGGAGAGACUGUUGAUGAUGUAGUGGAUGGUUUGGACAAUGACACUGGUGAUAGAUGUACAGAUGGACAAACAGAUGAAUGUGGCACUUGAGUGAAAGAAAGUCCUAGAUAUCUGGAUCCUGUCUUUGUAUGAAAAGAAAUCGUGGAAAGGAGAAGCUUUUAAAAAAAGAAAAACAAGAUGUGUGGUGUCAGAUCAAAUUUUAAGUGCUGUGAAUAUGCAUUGAAUUAGGAUGCUUCUUUCUGCACUUCAAGUUGUAAUGUAGAAGGAAUAUCUUUAUCACAAUCUUGAUGGAGGUCUAUUUAGGCAGCAGAUGACAGGGUGACACUAUAGAAGCCAGCCAAAGUGUUGAUGUACAAUAAGAAAUUUCAUCGCACACAGAUAUUCUAAUAAUGAGAUUCAUUUAACACAUUUAUGAAUUUGUCGUGAUAAGUAUUUCCACUUGCUUAAGCAAUUCAGAUCAUAUUCAAGCCGCAGUCUUUGAAAAUGUGUUGAAAGAUUACCUUCUAUUAAAUCUCCAAACAAG